ACCCACACGCUCUGACUCCAGCUCGUGAGCGCUGUCUGCCUCGCAUCCUCCCUCUCCCAUUUUUUCUCUCCGCCGCCCCCUCAUCCAUCCGGAUUGGACUCCUCCUUCAAAAGCAGUUCGGGUGCUCGGCGCUUUCCCAUACCCCUGCUCCGCGGACCCUUCGGUCUCCUUCCCUAUUUAACCUCAGCCUUCCAAGAGAGUUGCCACGUCUCUAAGCCCUAACCCCAACACACACACGCAUUUACACGCAGACACGCACGUUUCCUGUCGCUGUGUGACACCCACCCUCUGCCGCACGGCCGCGCGGUCCCCGCGCCGUGCCCUCCUCCCGCCACACUCACACACGCACGCAGGCGCGCGCAGAGCCGAGCAGAGGGCUGCUCGCCGACAGUUCGCACUUGGAGGCGACCCGCUCCAGUCUCACAGCGCUGAUGGCAUCUCCAGGCUCCGGCUUUUGGUCCUUCGGGUCUGAAGAUGGCUCCGGGGAUCCCGAGAACCCCGGCACAGCGAGAGCCUGGUGUCAGGUGGCCCAGAAGUUCACGGGAGGCAUCGGAAACAAGCUGUGCGCCCUGCUCUACGGAGACGCCGAGAAGCCGGCGGAGAGUGGCGGGAGCGAGCCCCCGCGGGCCACCUCCCGGAAGGCUGCCUGCGCUUGUAAUCAGAAGCCUUGCAGCUGCCCCAAAGCGGAUGUCAACUAUGCGUUUCUACAUGCAACAGACCUGCUGCCAGCGUGUGAUGGAGAAAGGCCCACUUUGGCAUUUCUGCAAGAUGUUAUGGACAUUUUGCUUCAGUAUGUGGUGAAAAGUUUCGAUAGAUCAACCAAAGUGAUUGAUUUCCAUUACCCUAAUGAGCUCCUUCAAGAGUAUAACUGGGAAUUGGCAGACCAACCACAAAAUUUGGAGGAAAUUUUGAUGCAUUGCCAAACGACUCUAAAGUAUGCAAUUAAAACAGGGCAUCCCAGAUAUUUCAAUCAACUUUCCACUGGACUGGAUAUGGUUGGAUUAGCAGCAGACUGGCUGACAUCAACAGCAAACACCAACAUGUUCACCUAUGAAAUUGCUCCAGUAUUUGUGCUCUUGGAAUAUGUCACGCUAAAGAAAAUGAGAGAAAUCAUUGGCUGGCCAGGGGGCUCUGGCGAUGGGAUAUUUUCUCCUGGUGGUGCUAUAUCUAACAUGUAUGCCAUGCUGAUUGCACGCUUUAAGAUGUUCCCAGAAGUCAAGGAAAAAGGAAUGGCUGCUGUUCCCAGGCUCAUUGCCUUCACAUCAGAGCAUAGUCAUUUUUCUCUCAAGAAGGGAGCUGCAGCUUUGGGGAUUGGAACAGACAGCGUGAUUCUGAUUAAAUGUGAUGAGAGGGGGAAAAUGAUCCCAUCUGAUCUUGAAAGAAGGAUCCUUGAAGCCAAACAAAAAGGAUUUGUUCCUUUCCUUGUGAGCGCCACAGCUGGGACCACUGUGUAUGGAGCAUUUGACCCCCUCUUGGCAGUUGCUGACAUUUGCAAAAAGUACAAGAUCUGGAUGCAUGUGGAUGCAGCUUGGGGUGGGGGAUUACUGAUGUCCCAGAAGCACAAAUGGAAACUGAGCGGCGUGGAGAGGGCCAACUCUGUGACAUGGAACCCACACAAGAUGAUGGGCGUCCCUUUGCAGUGCUCCGCUCUCCUGGUUAGAGAAGAGGGAUUGAUGCAGAGUUGUAACCAGAUGCAUGCCUCCUACCUCUUCCAGCAAGAUAAACACUACGACCUGUCCUACGACACUGGGGACAAGGCCUUACAGUGCGGACGCCACGUUGAUGUUUUCAAAUUAUGGCUAAUGUGGAGGGCAAAGGGCACCACUGGGUUUGAAGCACAUAUUGAUAAGUGCUUGGAGCUGGCAGAGUAUUUAUACAAUAUCAUAAAAAACCGAGAAGGAUACGAAAUGGUGUUUGACGGAAAGCCUCAGCACACAAAUGUCUGUUUCUGGUACGUGCCCCCGAGUCUGCGUGUCCUGGAGGACAAUGAAGAGAGAAUGAGCCGCCUCUCAAAGGUGGCCCCAGUGAUUAAAGCCAGAAUGAUGGAGUAUGGGACCACAAUGGUCAGCUACCAGCCCUUGGGAGACAAGGUCAAUUUCUUCCGCAUGGUCAUCUCAAAUCCCGCAGCAACUCACCAAGAUAUUGACUUCCUGAUUGAAGAAAUAGAACGCCUUGGACAAGAUUUAUAAUAACAUAGCUCACUAAGCUGUUUCAAUUCUCUAGGUAGACAAUUAAGUUGUCACAAACUGUGUGAAUGUAUUUGUAGUUUGUUCCAAAGUAAAUCUAUUUCUAUAUUGUGAUGUCAAAGUAGAGUACAGUUUAAAAAUCCAAAAAACAUUGCUCCUUUUAAAAAUCCUUUCCUAAGUUUAGAAUACCUCUCUAAAAAUUAGUGACAAAAGGCUGUGUUCUAAUCAAUAAUGAAAAGCUUAAAAUUGUUAUAAAUACUUCCCUUACUUUUAAUAUAGUAUGCAAAUCAAGCUUUAUUUUCACUUCAGAGUAGUACGAUUGAAUAGUGCCAAAUUGCCCCUGAAUCCUAAAAGGUUCUUUGGGGCGCAGUCCAAAGGAGAAAGUACAUAUAAAAUGUAUGUUGACAAUAAAAACUCUUGCCUUUUUCAUAGUAUUAGAAAAAAAAUUUCUAAUUUACCUAUAGCAACAUUUCAAAUGUAUUUAAAUACAUAUAAUUUUACAAAAGGAAAAUAUAUAUAUUAAAAAGAAAUCCUAUUUUGUAACAUAUAGAUUUUUAUUUUAUAUGGGUUAUACAAACUGCAGGGUCAGAUAUAAAAAUUAAGCCAGAUUUUUUUUUCUCUUUCUUUUA
Messenger RNA from Neomonachus schauinslandi (Hawaiian monk seal), 2815 nucleotides. RefSeq names its product glutamate decarboxylase 2 (gene GAD2). Lineage: Eukaryota; Metazoa; Chordata; Mammalia; Carnivora; Phocidae. Gene Ontology annotation, cellular component: cytoplasm. The transcript is spliced from 16 exons. The record is from RefSeq and is a predicted model, not a curated record. Gene Ontology annotation, molecular function: glutamate decarboxylase activity; pyridoxal phosphate binding. The coding region runs from base 432 to 2189 and encodes 585 amino acids. Gene Ontology annotation, biological process: GABA shunt.